Messenger RNA from Clunio marinus, 195 nucleotides. Lineage: Eukaryota; Metazoa; Arthropoda; Insecta; Diptera; Chironomidae. The record is from the annotation of a GenBank genome assembly.
AUGCUUCUUGAAUCAUUUCCUCCUCAAAAAAGCUUUGUGACUUUGAUAACCAAAACAACAUCGAAUUAUUUAAGCUCAUGGUGGACAACAGAAAUUGACACCGUCGUGACAAAUACAACAGCAAACCACCUUCUAUUUCAUUUUAAAUCUUCUCAUAUGGGAUUGAAGAGCGAUUUGGAGAUUGCGGAACGAUAA